GACUUCCGGCUACGCCGUUGUCUGGGUGGCGCGGUCGAGUCAUCGCAGGGCCUCACCGCUUCGUUCUCCCGUCCCUCCCCGCGCCUUGGCGCGGGGGGUCGACUAGCCAAGUGAGGCGGGAGGCGACUCGGACCUUUCCCUGCAUUUCGUUUCGGCCAGUGCCGGGGGCUACCCGCCCUGGGGCCUGGGAUCCUUGGGGCCCGUGAGGCCCACUCUUAGCGGCCGGGGCCUACCGCGGCCCGCCGCUGGCCCUCAUGAGGCAUAGCCUGACCAAGCUGCUGGCAGCCUCGGGCAGCAACUCCCCAACCCGCAGUGAGAGCCCGGAGCCGGCUGCAACUUGUUCGCUGCCCUCUGACCUGACCCGGGCUGCAGCGGGGGAGGAGGAGACGGCGGCGGCCGGAUCUCCCGGCCGCAAGCAGCAGUUUGGCGACGAAGGAGAGUUGGAAGCCGGGAGGGGGAGCCGCGGCGGCGUGGCCGUGCGCGCGCCCUCCCCCGAGGAGAUGGAGGAGGAGGCGAUCGCCAGCCUCCCGGGGGAAGAGACGGAGGAUAUGGACUUUCUGUCUGGGCUGGAACUGGCGGAUCUCCUGGACCCCAGGCAACCGGACUGGCACCUGGACCCCGGGCUUAGCUCGCCGGGGCCUCUCUCCUCGUCUGGCGGAGGCUCGGAUAGCGGCGGCCUGUGGAGAGGGGACGAUGACGAUGAGGCCGCGGCUGCUGAAAUGCAGCGCUUCUCUGACCUGCUGCAAAGGCUGUUAAACGGUAUCGGAGGCUGCAGCAGCAGCAGUGACAGUGGCAGCGCCGAAAAGAGGCGGAGAAAGUCCCCAGGAGGAGGCGGCGGUGGCGGCAGCGGUAACGACAACAACCAGGCGGCGACAAAGAGUCCCCGGAAGGCGGCGGCGGCCGCUGCCCGCCUUAAUCGACUGAAGAAGAAGGAGUACGUGAUGGGGCUGGAGAGUCGAGUCCGGGGUCUGGCAGCCGAGAACCAGGAGCUGCGGGCCGAGAAUCGGGAGCUGGGCAAACGCGUACAGGCACUGCAGGAGGAGAGUCGCUACCUACGGGCAGUCUUAGCCAACGAGACUGGACUGGCUCGCUUGCUGAGCCGGCUGAGCGGCGUGGGACUGCGGCUGACCACCUCGCUCUUCAGAGACUCGCCCGCCGGUGACCACGACUACGCUCUGCCGGUGGGAAAGCAGAAGCAGGACCUGCUGGAAGAGGACGACUCGGCGGGAGGAGUCUGUCUCCAUGUGGACAAGGAUAAGGUGUCGGUGGAGUUCUGCUCGGCGUGCGCCCGGAAGGCGUCGUCUUCUCUUAAAAUGUAGGGUCAAGUAAUCUGCUCUUUAUCCGCGUUUACCCCUUUCAACUCCCUUACACCAUGUCAAACUUACCUUAGUGGGACAUCUUCACCGGACACAUUUCAGAGGAGAGAAAAAAAGUAAUAUUGAAUCUUAAAGUGUUUAGCUAAAAGCAUGAAUGUGACACAGUAACCAACUCCUAAUGAUAACAUGUGACUAUUAAAUCUCUCUGACAGUUUCUUUUUUAGGUGAUUUCCUUCCUGCCAGGCUCCGUUGUAGGGGUUACAGAACAGUCGUUCCCGCCUCACAACCUGGUAAGGAUCCAUCUCUUCCCGUAACGCUCAUGCUCUGCUGCUUUGUCUACUUUAAUGGGCAACAUCUCAGUUUGUGUGUGUGUGAUUUUUUUUUUUUUUUCUGUUUUGGAAGGUGGGAGGGAAAUCUAAUUUGGGCCCUGUCCACCCUGGAAACAGACUUGUGCUGGUCAAGAAUGUAUUUAAGAUGCCUCUUCUGGUUGAAAUAGCUAUUAAUGUGUCCCCUUAUUCAGACUUGCGUGUACCUAGCUCUUCUGUCCCCAGUGUGGACAUGGCCUUGGAUGACAUCGGUUCCAACUGUACACUGAAACCUGCUUAUAGAGAGACAGUUUGGAGACAGUGAAACAGGUGAAGUUGAAUGGAAGUUCCGAGUUGUACAAGGUGCAAAUUGGAAUUCCGAUUUUAGGGCAACUUUUCAGAGGUUGACAGUUAAGUAUUUGGGGCAUGCACAAAUGUGAUAGUUAUUUUGCUGGAGGUGACAGGUAUCUCUUAAAUAUCAACAAUGCCUUUUAGUUUUCAGUAUGAGAUAUAGAAACAGUCUAUAAUGGAGUAACAUUUUAAUGUCUCACCAUUAGAGAAGUUGGAAAUUAACAUACAUAUGAGACUCCUGCGUUUUAGUUAAUUGGAGAAUAAGAAUGGCUAAUGUUUCUUUGAGGACCAGCAGUGAUUACCCUAUCACUGAGAUUGAAUAAAUUGUUGAACAUCUUUAUUUUUGUUGUAUUAAAAUUUUAGGUUAAAUUUAUAUAUGUAUGAUUAGAUAUUGAAGGUUGUGAAAUGUGAAUGAAAACGUGUAAAGUGAGGCUUCACAAAGAAUCUUAUUCUCUGUGUUUCAAAAGUAUUUGUCCUAUUUUAAAAUAAUUUUUUAAAUUGAGUGGUUCUGGCCACUUAAAUGACACGAUUGGUACUAUUUUCCUAAGGUGGGAUUUAUUCCCUUGAAUCUAUUAACCAGUUGUAUAAAUUGAAUUAUGGUGUCCUUCAGUGUAAGAGGCAUUAAGAAAUUCUUUGUGAAACAUCACUGCUUGAUAAAGUAUAUACGUAUUUAGCAUCCUUGUUUUUCUUUGUGCUAAAGUGGAUACAGCUGUUGGGGCAGAAGAGACGGGACCAGCUGCUGGCCACAUUUCCUGCUUUAUUUUAAAAGGUAGUAUAAGAAAUGAGGAAAAAGAGGUAAUAUCAGGGCUUCUGCUGUUUUUUAUUUUUAACAUGUUCAUAAUUAAAAAGUAUUUUCCAGCAGUCCAAAGAUGUAAGUUAUCUUACACAUAAAAUGUUUUAUUUUGUUAUUUGGUUAUGAAAAUGGAAUCCUUGUUCUUGCACAACUGUAAAUGUUUUGUUGCUAGAUAAUACGAUUUGAGACCUGAAUUGGUCUUUGGUUUCCAGUGCAUCACAGCAUAUUUUGUAAAAUCAUCUACUACUGCACUUGAGCAUGAAUGGGUAGUAGCCAAACUCACAAAUUGGAGUGAUGAACCUGCUUAUACCUAAGGGCAGGAGCAAGCCCCUCACAAUGCAGCUGCAUGGGUUUUUAGUGCCUACUGAAUUAUAUAUAUAUAUACAUAUAUAUAUAUAUAUAUAAACCAAAAGUAGUUGGAAAGAUUAUUUGAAAUGACUAAUUUGUGCUAUCUUUAUGAAAUAUGUUAAAUGUAGCUUUUUUGAAACAGAAGCCUUGAAUUGAAAUUUAACUAAUACUUGAACAUUUUGUAUAUAUUUCUUUGUAUAUAAUUUUGUGCAGUACCAAUGACAAAAAUAUGGUGUCAUAAUAAAACCAGGUUUGUUGAUCUUUUAGUUAUGGGCUCAAAGAAUUUAUUCAUCUCUAACAUGAUAUUGGAAAAUAAUGGAUGAAAAUAGGAAAAAUGAUUGUUAAUGCUGACUGUGGGUCUUAAAAGGUUCUGGAAAGCAGUAAGUUCAUUUUUCUAAAAACUAUAACAUUCUGUUGGAGUAUUUUCUUCCUUACGUCAAUACUUUUCCUGCAUUAUUUGAAAUUGUGGGCUGGGGAGAAACAGUAGUCAAAGCUUUCUGAAUUGAGAUACUUUGAAAUUCCAAGUGUAGAUUUUUAGAAUGUCAUUUUAUAAAUGGCAGUUUUUGGAAUUACUUGAUAAGAACUUUUGAAAAUGGAAGGAUUAGUAUGGCCUAUUUUUAAAGCUGCUUUGUUAGGUUCCUUAUGUUUUAUUAACUGUCUUUUCUCAGUUUCCAUUUCAUUUUUUUUUUUCUAGUUUUGGUGACUUAGUGAUUUUGUCAUUUUUUACAUCAACUUCAUGGUCUUGUUUUUACAUGGUAAUUGCAUGUACUUAGGAUCUAUCUAAUAGGGGCUUUAAAUAAAUUUGGUCAUAUUUAUGUGUAAGCACAUUUUACUGUAAAUGUUUGGGUUUCUGAAUUUAAACAGAUCUGUUUAUUUCAGUAUGUAGUAAACAAUAUCUUAAAGUGUCCGAUUCACUACUUGUUAAUUAAAAAAGUUAUGAUUAAUGUGAAACUGUUGUCUUACUAUUUUUAGAAAAUUGUGUUCUGGAUGAUUAGCACAUGGAUAAAGGAGAUUUCUGGAAUAUAAAAUGGAUUGUUUUUGAAAUUUCUAGGUUUGGCUCUAUUUACUGUAAUGGUUGAAAACAAUUUAGUAUUUGGGUGACCCUUUUGUUUUUCUUCUAAAUGUGCCUCUGGUAAAAUACAGAACUAGACUAAAGAUGUAGCUUUUUAAUAUUUGUCUUUUGAUGGUGGCAGGAGUUCAUACAUUAAUUGAACUAACACAUCAUAUUUUGACCUACUAUUUCUAUCAUAUUGACUUACUGUUUCUGCACUUCUUUGACCAGACUUAUCUUAAAAAGUCCACUUUUGUUAAAAUGUAGUCACACCUCUGAUAUAAUCCAACAAGAAGUGUUCAAAAUAUUUUAAAUAUUUGUGCAUUUUAUAAUCACUAAAUUAAUCUCUCUCUCUUCUCUUUGAACAGCUUAGCAGUGUCUGCAAAAACGAAUCUUUUCCUACAACCUGUUAACUGACUGGACUGUUGGUAACAAAGUAAUUGUGAGAACCAUGUCGGUCAAAAAUUUGGCAUCUGCUGAAAAAAAUGAAUGCCAUUUUCAAGUUCCCAAAUUACUUCUAUACUGAUUUCACUUUCCAGAAAUGGAGAUAUGAAAAGAUUCUCUGGAAUCCUUGAAAGACUUAAUAGAGAUACAUGAGACUAAGUUAAUCUUGGAACAAAAUUAUACUUUUUUUGUCUUUCAUGGGAGUGAUACUCAGUUAUUGCAUAUCUUUACAAAAUUGUAACCUUUGGAGAAUUACAGUAUUUCAUCAAGAAAUUAGAGUUUUUACAUAAUCAAGAGCAUAUUCUAUGGAAUUAACAUUUAGUGGACUAGAAUUACAUAAGCAGGCCAUCAGUGAUCACAAGGCAUAUGAGUUUGUAUUUAUUUCCUGGAACAUGAGAGCUAAUUUGGAGUACAGACAGACACCCUGCUGAGUAGAAUAUAAAAGUUAAUGUAAAGUUCUGAACUAUAAAGAGUAGUCCUUUUAAAUAGAUGCAUUGAUUUGUAUAUCUUUGAAAAAGUUGAUUAUGAUUAAAUGUGUGGGUAGUUAAUUACAAUUUAGGGUAACAACCAGGAUGUAUGGAUUCUUGAGGUUUUGGCUUCUUGAGCUUUCUCUUGAGUACUUGAUACUGUUUUCUGAAUAUUUUGAGGUUUCUAAUUAAUGGUAUGCUAGUUUCUACUGUUUUAUAUAAAAAUUUAUCUAGUGUUGUAUAAGGACUUUAGUAUUGUGGAUGAUGGGAGUGGCUUUUUGUGGCAUAUGGUUGUUUUAAUUGAAAUAUUUUUUCAGUUUAUUACAAGUGUGAAAAAACACUCAAAACUCUGGAUUGUUUUAUUUCAUUUUUGUUGGAUUAUGUUAAUACAUUCCUUCACGUGGUUUAGAUUGAGUCAUUUUAUCUCACUUACUUGGAAAUGUGCAGCUGAUAGAAGAGGGAUUGGGUAGGAGAUUGGCUUUUACUUCAUAAUAAAUAUACAGUUGGUUAUUGUAUUAUUCAAAACUUAUUAAAUCCAUUCAGUUUCUUACCAUUUUAAGUGUAUUCAGUGCCUGUGAAGCCAGGCAGCAGAGUAUUCCCACUGGCUUAAAACUUAGGCGCUGAUGCUCCUACAGUACAGCUAGUUAUAAUUCCAGAACCAAAGGCACCAACAUUAUUUGGUGACCUUAACUACUACUUUGAUAGAACAGACUGGGUAAUUCACUGAUAAUGAGUCAUUACCUUUUUAAUAUGUGAUUAUCUAGUUCAGCAUUUUGAAUGUGUAGUUUAAGGUCUGAUUUAGUAAAAUUUUAAAGCUAAAUAAUCUGAUGACUCUUGAAAGUUUAAUUGGUAGUAUGACAUUUAUGUUUUUUUCCCCCAGACUCACAGCCAAUACAAAGUUUUGAGACUCCUAAAUGUUAAUAUUUUUGCUGUUUUUCUGAGCUGUUUUUUUAUUUACUUACCACCUAAGCUGCGGAUCAAAAAGGGAAUUCUUCCAUUAGAAAUUUGUAGUGUUGUGUGGCCAGCACAGUAUUUUUCAGAUUUGAAUUUCAGUACCUCUGUGUAGCCUCAGUACUCUCAACACCAGUCACUCUUUAUUGUCUUAAAAUAUUCCAUACUUUUUGUUGACCCAAAAUUGUUGAAAAUAUUUUGCUCAGUUUUCACAAUGAACUAAUUGAAAAGUGUAGUUACUGUGUUGUAAACAUUUGUGUAGUUCUGUUAAUACACUGAUUUGAAUUUUAUUUAUCUCAACUUCCUUUAGCGUCUGCCUCCAAAUUUUGUCUUUGCUGUAUACCCACUGAGAUCAAUUCCCUAGACCCCUCUGGCUCUUAGUGUACUAUAAUUUGGGCUUUAUAAAAUAUAUUGUCUUAAUUUAAAUAGAAUGUGAGCCCUCUUUUUUUUUUUUUAAGCCAAAUAACUACACAAAGUAAAUUAUAAAAGAUUUAAAUAGUUUGUCUACAGUGACUAGACUGAAAUAUAAAAAUUGAUUGAGGGUAGUUUACUUCAGGUGUUAGCUACAAAUGACUAAAUGUCCUUAAAUAAUGCAGAUAUCUGCCCUCUGAACAAAAAUUUUGGCAAAGUAAAUUUGUAGCAACAGACUUAACAUGAUUUAUUGCUUAUGUUGCCCAUUUCUGCUAAUGGAAAAGAUAAUUUAAAAAUAUGUGGCAGAGGACAGAUAUUAGAAAUACUUUUUGGUUACAGAAACCAUUGUAAACUCAUCCUCAUUUAUAAAUGGUAUUAUGCUAGGGAGUAAUUGGACUAGGAAUGUUUAAAGAUAAGUAAGGAAACAAUGUGUGCUCAAUCGUCAAAGAACUUAGUUAUAUCAUUGGGCUUUGAAUUAUCUAAGUUGAUUACAUAAUUCUAUAUUCUUAAGGAGUCUUAACUCGGUACUUGGGUUAACGCCAGAAAUUACUUUUAAUUCAUUGUUUUUUUCACUGGGAUGAGUAGAACUCUGCUUUUAGUAAAAGUGACAGAAUAUAGGUAAAAUGGAUGAUUUGGGAUCAGAGCUUUUCAUCUUGAUAUUUUAGCCUGUAAAAUAAACAGCUAUAUUGUUUUGCCCUUUAAA
Homo sapiens (human) is the source of this 7140-nucleotide messenger RNA. It is a transcript of the gene CREBZF, whose product is annotated as CREB/ATF bZIP transcription factor. The coding region runs from base 255 to 1319 and encodes 354 amino acids. Gene Ontology annotation, molecular function: DNA-binding transcription factor activity. Gene Ontology annotation, biological process: regulation of DNA-templated transcription. The transcript has a single exon. The record is from RefSeq and is marked validated. Gene Ontology annotation, cellular component: nucleus. Lineage: Eukaryota; Metazoa; Chordata; Mammalia; Primates; Hominidae.